Messenger RNA from Mandrillus leucophaeus (drill), 1109 nucleotides. RefSeq names its product dehydrogenase/reductase (SDR family) member 12 (gene DHRS12). Lineage: Eukaryota; Metazoa; Chordata; Mammalia; Primates; Cercopithecidae. The record is from RefSeq and is a predicted model, not a curated record. The transcript has 8 exons.
AUGAAUCUGCGUCCAAAGACUUUGUCCCUCAUGACUUGGAGGUCCAGGUUCCUGGAAUAGUCUUUUUGGUCACUGGAGGAAACAGCGGCAUUGGCAAAGCAACUGCCCUUGAAAUCGCCAAGCGAGAUAAGCAGCUGCUAACACAACAUUUUUCUGCACAUUGUGGACUUGUCUGAUCCCAAGAAAAUCUGGAAAUUUGUUGAAAAUUUCAAGCAGGAACAUAAACUCCAUGUUCUAAUCAAUAAUGCAGGUUGCAUGGUCGAUAAAAGAGAGCUCACAGAAGAUGGACUUGAAAAAAACUUUGCUUCGUUCACUCUCCGUGUGUACAUUCUCACGACCGGCCCGAUCCCUGUGCUGGAGAAAGAACACGACCCCCGAGUGAUAACCGUCUCCUCAGGAGGAAUGUUGGUUCAGAAACUGAACACCAAUGAUCUUCAGUGCGAAAGAACAGCAUUUGAUGGAACUACGGUCUAUGCACAAAACAAGAGACAGCAAGUGGUUCUGACGGAGCGGUGGGCCCAAGGGCACCCGACCAUCCAUUUUUCUUCCAUGCAUCCUGGCUGGGCCGACACCUCAGGCACGCGAUGCAUGCUGGGAUUCCACGCCAGGUUCAGGGACCACCUGCGCUCCGAGGCCCAGGGCGCCGACAGGGUGCUGUGGCUGGCCCUCUCCUCUGCCGCAGCCGCGCAGCCCAGCAGCCGCUUCUUUCAAGGUGACUUCCUCCCUGGCUGUGAAGGCAGCUGACACAGGGCGGGGGGCAGCAGCUGGGCUUUCGAGGUGCACCUUCCCUUCCGUGAAACCUGGGAUGGGACUGUCCCCUGGGCGGUGCCUGGGCUUCUUUGGCGAGAUGAUUGCUUUGCCUGCUGAGGUUAGUUUUGGGAAGUGCUUCACCCCGGAUUGGUAGCUUCUUUGAAGACUUGUGAUAACCCUGUCAUCAAGGUCCCAUGGGAACAGGGGAGAGGCAGUUCCUACCUUGGGAAUGGGAGAUUUUCUCUGUGGUUUCCUGAGGCCGGGGGGUGGGCGCUCUUCAAAGCGGCAGUGCAAAGGGAGUAACGGACUCUGCUUCUCUGCACUGCACAGGGAGUGACGGACUCGGUUUUUUUUUUUUU